Messenger RNA from Ilyonectria robusta, 1434 nucleotides. RefSeq names its product serine incorporator/TMS membrane protein. Bases 1 to 1434 code for a protein of 477 amino acids. The record is from RefSeq and is a predicted model, not a curated record. Gene Ontology annotation, cellular component: membrane. NCBI's taxonomy places the organism in Eukaryota, Fungi, Ascomycota, Sordariomycetes, Hypocreales, Nectriaceae. The transcript is spliced from 3 exons.
AUGGGUGCGCUCUUGUCGCUGCCGCUGCUGGCGGUCCCGAGCGUGACCACCAUCAUGUCCUUUGCGGCCAGCUGCUGUGGCGCCGCAACCUGUUCCAUGGUCUGCAGCGCUUGCGGAAAAUGCGGCAACAGUGUCGCAACUCGUGUCGGAUAUGCGCUGCUGCUUCUCGUCAAUUCCAUCAUUGCAUGGAUAAUGUUGACGCCUUGGGCCAUUGAGAAGUUGCAACACCUCAUGCUCGACUAUGUCAAGAUCAAUUGUCCCACCGGCAGCUGCCACGGGUGGGUUGCCGUCCACCGCAUCAACUUCGCUCUCGGUAUUUUCCAUCUCAUCCUCGCUGGUUUGCUCUUCGGCGUCUCAUCUUCGAAACACCCCCGCGCCGCUAUUCAAAACGGUUAUUGGGGCCCCAAAAUCAUUGCCUGGUUUGCCCUGGUUGUCAUGUCCUUCCUUAUCCCUGAUCCGUUCUUCGUCUUCUGGGGCAACUAUAUUGCCUUUGCUGGCGCCAUGCUAUUCUUGAUGCUGGGCCUUAUCUUACUCGUUGACUUGGCUCACAACUGGGCCGAAUACUGUCUGGCGCAGAUCGAGGAAACCGACUCGAGGGUUUGGAGGUUCGUUCUCAUUGGAUCUACCUUGGGCAUGUACCUGGGCUCCAUCGCCAUGACUGUGGUCCAGUAUGUCUUCUUCGCCAGAGGUCCUUGCUCCCUGAACCAGGCCGCCAUCACUAUCAACCUCGUGCUUUGGCUCGCCGUCUCCGUCAUCUCCGUCAACCCCUCCAUCCAAGAGUACAACUCCAAGGCCGGGUUGGCUCAGGCCGCUAUGGUGGCAGUUUACUGCACCUAUCUUACCAUGUCUGCCGUGUCAAUGGAGCCUGAUGACAAACAGUGCAAUCCUCUGGUUCGCGCGCAGGGCACCCGUACCACGUCUGUUGUCAUUGGUGCCAUCGUCACCAUGCUAACGGUAGCCUACACGACCACUCGAGCUGCGACUCAGAGCCUUGGCCUCGGUAACUCCAAUGGCAUCCGCCUUCCGGAAGAGGAUGAGCACGAUCUCGUGACACAACAGCCUGCCGCCCGCCGUGAGAUGCGCGCCGAGGCUCUUCGUCGUGCUGUCGAGGAGGGCAGUCUCCCCGCCGAGGCCUUGCUCUCCGACGACGAAGACAGCGACGCUGGUGAUCAUUCGUCCCACGAUGACGAGCGAUCUCAAACCCAGUACAACUACACCGUUUUCCACAUCAUUUUCUUCCUUGCCACGGCGUGGGUCGCCACGCUGCUGACAAUGAACUUUGAGGAAGCUACCAAGGAGGGUGACUUCGCCACCGUUGGUCGUACCUAUGCGGCAAGCUAUGUCAAAAUUGCUAGCUCUUGGAUCUGCUAUGGAAUGUACACCUGGACCCUGGUGGCACCCAUUGUCCUGCCCGAUCGCUUCGACUUUUCCUAA